Scheffersomyces coipomensis is the source of this 741-nucleotide messenger RNA. It is a transcript of the gene SNO1, whose product is annotated as putative pyridoxal 5'-phosphate synthase. The transcript has a single exon. Gene Ontology annotation, biological process: pyridoxal 5'-phosphate biosynthetic process; pyridoxine metabolic process. The record is from RefSeq and is a predicted model, not a curated record. Gene Ontology annotation, molecular function: glutaminase activity. Lineage: Eukaryota; Fungi; Ascomycota; Pichiomycetes; Serinales; Debaryomycetaceae. Gene Ontology annotation, cellular component: glutaminase complex; cytosol. Bases 1 to 741 code for a protein of 246 amino acids.
AUGACAAUAACUAAGGAGAUCGUAGUGGGAGCUCUUGCUUUACAAGGAGCAUUCAAGGAACAUUUAGAUUAUUUUCAAAAAGUAAUCGAAUUGCAUCCUCAACAGUAUAACCAUUAUAGCUUUAAAUUCGUCGAAGUUAGAACAGAAUCAGAAUUAAAUAAUUGUCAUGCAUUAGUUAUCCCAGGUGGAGAAAGUACGGCAAUUUCUCUUAUUGCUGAAAGAACUCAUAUGUUACAACCAUUAUUGGAUUUUAUAAAGGAUGAAUCUAAAUCAGUAUGGGGUACUUGUGCUGGAUUAAUCUUUUUAGCUAAACAAUUGAAAAAUGGGAAAGUAAAUCAAAAAUUAUUAGGUGGUUUAAAUGUUCAAGUUGUAAGAAAUGCAUUUGGUAGACAAGUUAAUUCAUUUGAAUCAAAAUUGGAUUUUAGUUCUUUUAUUAAAGAUUGUAAUGAUUUCCCAGCUGUUUUCAUUAGAGCUCCCGUCAUAGAUAAAUUAUUAACCGGCGAUGUAAAUGAAAAAGAUGAAGAAGAAGAUCCAAAUAUAAUCAAAUCAUUAAAUAACUAUAAUAAUAAAGCAUCACUUGAAGUAUUAUAUACUUUAGAUAAUUUCGACAAUAAUAAUAAUCAUUUAAUCGUGGCAGUAAGACAAGGUAAUAAAUUAGGUACAUCGUUUCAUCCUGAAUUAGCCACUGAAGAUUAUAGAUUUCAUAAAUGGUUUAUAGAUGAAUUUGUAUUAUCAAAGUAA